UCUUCAACUCGACUUUAUGUAUAUUACCAUGCACAGCGGCACUCGCGGACCAGUUUACCGCUGGUUAACUAGCUGGAUAGUACUCACAACAUUUGCACACCGCGAUUCAAUUGUACGAGCAAUUAUUCACUUCUCUCAUUAACAUUUCUUCCAAACAACAAAUUCAUUAUUCGCGAGUUAUUUUCACGUUUCGUUGAAACUUCUCGAGUUAUUUAUCGAAUCGCGAAAUCGAACGAUUAAUUAACGAAAAUCAUUGAACGAUUAGAGUUGGCGAGUGUUGAAAUGACUUGUGAGUGAUAAUAACUUUUGGGCGAAUUGUUUUCAUUGACUUAUCGAGCGUUAAUUGUUCAGGUGGAAUUGGAAAAUUGAGAAAUUUUCCCUCUCAAGUGCGGAUCGAGGAGAAAAGUUUUCUCGGGAUUGAGGAUUGUUAAAAAGUGGAAUGAUGAAGUGCAUGAGGCGAUGUUUGGUCAUGUGGUGAAUGUACUGGAGUUAUUAUGGGUUCAAGUGGAAAAAUUAGUUUUUCAAUUUUCACGAUGACUCUCGGCGAGUUUUGGUGGUUUGCCGUUAUUGUUUCGGGGGUUGUUGGGUGCACAGAAGCGAUUUUCACGGCACCGCUGCCCGAGUAUCUACAUGGUCUCACCGGUUAUGAAAUCACGGGUUCGAAUGGAAAAUCGUCAAAAAUAAUAAAGAAUGAGGUAAUGCGAGCAAGUGACGAGAAUCGAGCCAAUGAACCGAGUUCAAGGCGUGAUCCAGUGGUCGACGAAGAACAAACGGUUUACGUCAUCGAAUUUGAGUCUGAGCCGAGAGAGAAAAAUCACGAACGCGGUAGCAAAUCGAUGGACUCUGACACAGAUGUCGACAAUCAGAGCCCCCUGGAUCCCUGGUCGAUCGUCUGGUACAUCGGCUCAUUUGGAGGUCUCGUCGCCUUUUUCCUCAUCGUCAGCUGCUCGGAAUGGUGUUGUCGUCGAUCAGCUCGUCCCCUAGGAACCCCUUAUGCCCCGAGAACUGCUGAACCCGUAACGAUAACUCGAAAUGUUACUGACACACCACCACCACCGUAUCACCUCUUCGCACCUCCCCCUUAUGACUCGGUUAACUACAAUGAUCUCGUCGAUAAAACCACAGGGGAGAAAGUCGAUAUCUAUGUUAUUUCUGUACCAAUUACCACCACUGAACCGACGGUACCAGCGUAGUUCAUGAAUUGUUCAAAUUUCCGAAGGAAAUGUGAGUGCCUUCAUGUAUUCAACAGCCGAGUGGAUUCUCAAGUCAAAUGUUAAUUAUGAAAUUAGUGGAGGACUUCGAGACAAAGCGCCAGAUUAAUAUUUUUACAAAUUUUAUUUUUCCAUUAAAAAUGGAAAAUUACACAAAUUUAAUUUUUGCCAUUUGAAAUGGGCUGAGUAAUUCAUUCUGACGUAAAUAAUUAGCGAGCUAAUUUCCUAGUCAAGAAGGGAUUUUUUUUUGACUUGUGAGAAUUCAAUUUUUUAUUGCACAUCUGGCGAUAUGUCAGAAGGGAUUUCGGACCGAAAAUGUCUGAAGAUCCUGCCUACGCUAAUGAAUAAUUUUCGAGGAUUCAGUACUGAUGGGGAGCGGUGACCGGAAUGAACUGCGGGGGAGCUCUGUUGAUUAUUUAAUUAUCUCAGUAAUGAAUGAUUUUCGCAGAAAAAGUGAGAUAUACUUUUUUUGAAGUUUCCAAGUUUCAUCGAAAUAAUUUAUUGAUAAUUUUGUCUACAUGUAAUGAUUACUGAAAUAAUUGGAGAGGAACUGACGAUUGAACCGUUCGGUACCGUCUCGGUUACUCUGGGGGCUGAGUGUGAGAUAAAAUUUUCAGCAGCCGACCCACUUUUAGGUGCAAAAUAUCUUGUCAUCCGAGGGAAAUUGCAUAAUUAAUAAGAUGAUUCAUUAAUAAACCGGCGUCAUGAAGUAAUUUGAACAUUGAAAAUAUCGAUUAGAUAAUGAUAUCGGUCAUUAGGGGGUUUUGAAAAAAUGUCAAUAAAAUUUCUCUGUGAAAAUUUCAAUGUACCAAUGCAAAUGUUUUUCGAUGUUUUCAAAUUAAUUAAAUUACAGUGAGAUGAUGUAUGAAUCAGUGGAAAGAUGGACAUGAAAAAGUCAAACUGUCAAUUAUGUAAUUGUGUCGCAACGUGAUUAAUUUGAGACAGACUGCAGGACAAGUUUUUCGGCAGACGACCCAAUUUCGGACAGAAAAUAUUUUAUGACGCCCCGUGAAUUGCAUAAUUACUGGAGUGAUUCACUACUGAACCGAUCGAUUGACCUCAAUAAAUCGUUAAAGCCGUCGGUUAUUGAACUAUUUUGGCACAAUUUACAGAAGAACGUUACGAGGAAUGAAUGAAAUGAUUUCAUAAAAGUUAACUACACAGAUCAAUUUAACAAUCUAGAAAUUUUUUUGUGAAUCCACCAUUUUUGUUAAAUCAGAAAAUUUAGAAUAAAUAGGACAUGUCAAUACAAGUGACAUGAAAGUUCCAACUCGUGUGAUUAGCAGCCCUUGGCAGCGCCUCAGGGCGUCGGCUUCACACUCGUGUCUAAACCGUCGAACUAGUUUAUUGACGAAUAGGCAAAUGCACCAAAUUUCUACUGGUUCAAUUCAAUUAAUCUCUGAAACUGAAAAUUAAACGGGAGAAAAUGAUAAAUAAAAUUAUAUACAUUAUAUAAAUAUAAACAGAGGUGGGGGACGAGAAUCUCCAGCGGCAAAGGGUGAAAGAGUUGGUUGUCCGAGUGAGAAAUUCAAUUUCUUAAAAUAUCUAGUAAUAUAAAAUCAAUUAUUCACUUUCACGUUAAUAUUGCACUAUACAAAUUGUUAUAAUCAGUAAAUCUCUCACAGUUCUUCAUCACUCGAAGAAAUAAUAAACAUAAAUCAUAAAUAAAAUCAUCAUUCCUGAGGAACAAUUCAGAUAUAAAAAAUGAAUAUCAUGUUAAAAUUGAAAUGUUCAAAAUUUCAUCUCUUAUUUGUGAAUUCAAAAAAUAUAUUUAACUGUACGUUAAUGUUUACGAACUGAUUUUCAAAAAAUCUGUAAUUCUGUCUGAUACAUUAAUGCAGUAAUCUAUAAAAUAUAAGCAUGUUGAUGUAAAUUUGUAUGUAUCAAUGACUCGAAGAAAUAUCUCUUGCUGUAAUUAUAAUUGUUUCACGGUGACAGCAUCAAUUAUGCAGUAUAAACUAAUAAAUUUCAUCGAUAAGUGAGUGAAUGGAAUAUCAUUCGAGUGUUUGACGAUUGAAUGAGGAAUGACAGACUACGAAAAUAAAUAAAAAAGAAAUGCGAAUGAUUGAAUUGUAAAGAUUAAUCGAAUGAACGGAUUAUGUUAGUAAUUAUUGUCCCCAUCCAAUAGUUUCCAAGAUACACAUAAUGAAGAAAUUAAUUAAACUCAGACUGCCAUAAAGAAACUGCUGACAUUGAAAUACCAUAAAUGAACUUUAGAGUUAAUGAAAUUUGUAUUCCAAGUGUAAAUUUAUAUCAUGAGUAUUGAAAGUGGAUGAUUGAGUGGAUCAUGAAUGUAUUAUUAACAUAUUUAUUUUUUAUAAAUUUUUUAUAUAAAAAGAAUAAAGUAUAAAAAAAUGUACAAAGUUAA
Messenger RNA from Diachasmimorpha longicaudata, 3579 nucleotides. RefSeq lists its product as uncharacterized. The transcript has 3 exons. NCBI's taxonomy places the organism in Eukaryota, Metazoa, Arthropoda, Insecta, Hymenoptera, Braconidae. The record is from RefSeq and is a predicted model, not a curated record. The coding region runs from base 495 to 1193 and encodes 232 amino acids.